Cornus florida is the source of this 1161-nucleotide messenger RNA. RefSeq names its product phytoene synthase 2, chloroplastic-like. Gene Ontology annotation, molecular function: geranylgeranyl diphosphate synthase activity. Gene Ontology annotation, biological process: carotenoid biosynthetic process. Bases 1 to 1161 code for a protein of 386 amino acids. Lineage: Eukaryota; Viridiplantae; Streptophyta; Magnoliopsida; Cornales; Cornaceae. The record is from RefSeq and is a predicted model, not a curated record. The transcript is spliced from 5 exons.
AUGUAUUGUGUUCUUGUUUCGGUGGUUUGUCCCCAAGUGAAUGUUAGCUCUCUGCAUACAUUAAUGGCUAGACAUGGUGAAAAGAGGAGGUCCAGGUUGUGUUCUGCUACACGAAAUGGGUUGUCGGGGGCAUUGUGUUGUGCCAAUUCAAAGACAUGGAGAUCUUCGGAGGAGAGAGUGAAUGGAGUGAUACAGAAGCAAGUAGCUCUGGUGAAGGAGUUUAGGGGAGAGAGAAGUCUGGAUGUGAAACCAGCUCGACCCAAUGGUAUGAUCAAUAACGGGUCUCUCUUGAAUGAAGCUUAUGAUAGCUGUGCUAAACUCUGUGCUCAGACAGACUCCACGUUCUUCUUAUCAAUAUUACUCAUGACAAGAGACGCGCGAAGGGCUUUCUACGCAAUAAGUGUGUGGUGCAGAAGGACUGACGAAAUUGUGGAUGGACCUUACGCUUUAUAUGUUACACCCAAAGCUCUCGAUAGAUGGGAGGAGAGGCUAACUGAGGUUUUUGAAGGUUGUCCAAGUGAUAUAUAUGAUGUUGCUUUAUCUGAUACGAUCUCAAAAUAUCCUAUUGAUAUACAGCCCUUCAAGGACAUGAUUGAAGGAAUGAGGUUCGACUUGACAAAGACGAGAUACAAAAACUUUGAUGAGCUUUAUCUUUAUUGCUACUACGUUGCCGGAACAGUGGCAUUAAUGAGUAUUCCAGUUCUUGGGAUCGCACCAGAAUCGAACGCCUCAAUAGAGAGCAUAUAUAAAGCUGGAGUAGCCCUUGCCAUUGGUAAUCAGCUCACUAACAUACUUAGAGAUGUCGGAGAAGAUGCUAGGAGAGGAAGAGUAUACCUUCCACAAGACGAGCUUGCGCGUGCUGGCCUUUCCGAUGAUGAUAUAUUUAGGGGCGAAGUUACUGAUAAGUGGCGGAGUUUCAUGAGAGGACAAAUAAUCCGAGCUAGAAGUUUCUAUGAUGAGGCUGAGAAAGGAAUUGAGGAGUUUAACUCACCUAAUAGAUGGCCUGUGUGGGCAUCAAUGAUGCUAUAUCGACAAACUUUGGAUAUAAUUGAAGCCAAUGACUACAACAACUUCACAAAGCGGGCUCGUGUAGGAAAUCCAAAGAAACUUCUCUCUCUCUUCCAAUGGACAGUUUCGCGCCAAUUUUGGCCCUCCUCUUGA